AUGUUUUGCGCAGGCGUAAUUUCCAAGUUGCCGAGAUUCUUCAUUCUGGUAUUUCUCGUGAUCAACAUCUUUCUAGCCACCUUCAUCUUCAUGGGUUGUAUCAACAAGUCUGCGUCAUUCUCCAACGUCUAUCUUGUUGAAUACUCCUACAACCAGGACUCGGUGUUUUUUGACGCCAUCAAGAGCUCCUUCAAGCAGUCCAAUGCAACCGACCUGGCUUACUUGAAAGCUCGGUCUGGCUUCUUCGGUGCAUGUGCCACUGUUAGCAACGCUACCGAGUGUGUCUCUAGAGGCAACCUGACUGCCCUCGAAGACAUGUUCCCCAGUCUGAGUAUCACUCAGUCUGGUACCAACUCCUCUGCCCUAGGGCUUAUUCAGCUGGCUACCCAGUUCACAGGGGACAUUGUUCAUCCUAGCCUCCCAGUCGUCACUCUGGUGCUCGACGUUCUGGUUUUUGUCUUUGUCCUCUGGAGCAUUUUCGCCUUUAUUCCUGGAGCCACUCAAGCCGGUAUCAUGAUGAUGUGGACCUCUAUCUGCGCUUUUCUCACCUGGAGUGUCUGUACCAUUUGGUUCCAUGUCUCCACGCUCGUGGGCACAAUCUUCAUUGAGAGCUCGAGUGCUGGAGCCGUCACCUCUGCCGUUGGAGGACGUAUCAAGGGUAUGAUCUGGACCACCUUUACCUUCCAGUUGCUUAUCGGUCUGUUGGCAGUAUGGACUACACACAAGUCGUCGAUUCAGAAAGCCAAGAAAGAGGCCGACUACGAAGCGCGUGCGUAUGCCGUCAAGGCUUGA
This is a messenger RNA of Yarrowia lipolytica CLIB122, 792 nucleotides long. RefSeq lists its product as uncharacterized. Lineage: Eukaryota; Fungi; Ascomycota; Dipodascomycetes; Dipodascales. The record is from RefSeq and is a predicted model, not a curated record. Gene Ontology annotation, cellular component: membrane; mating projection tip. Gene Ontology annotation, biological process: conjugation with cellular fusion.